This is a messenger RNA of Drosophila eugracilis, 742 nucleotides long. Its product is annotated as acylphosphatase-2. The transcript has 4 exons. The record is from RefSeq and is a predicted model, not a curated record. Lineage: Eukaryota; Metazoa; Arthropoda; Insecta; Diptera; Drosophilidae. Gene Ontology annotation, molecular function: acylphosphatase activity. The coding region runs from base 76 to 540 and encodes 154 amino acids.
AUCGAUUGAGUUUUAUGAAUAUAUUGCUUUUUGACAGUUUACCGCUGUAAAUAUCUUAAAUAUAAGUUUCGUAAAAUGACCUCCACCGAGACGCAGACAGAGGGAAAGCGUAAGGCAACGCACUCCACUGCCACUGAUAAAACGGAGAGCUCCAAACAACAUUCUAAGAACGAAAAUACUGGAGAACAGGAGCCCAGAAGAAUUUCCAAUUCCGAAUUCCAAAAGAGAGGAUCCGCGGAUCGGACUGAUGAGCCGGUGUUCAGUUGCAAAUUUGAAGUGUUCGGAAUAGUGCAAGGCGUAUCCUUUCGAAUGUACACCUUACGAAGAGCCCAGAAGCUAGGAAUUCGAGGCUGGUGCAAGAACACCACAGAAAACACGGUUAAUGGCGAAAUUCAAGGGCAUAGACAUUCUUUUGAGUCCAUGCGCCUGUGGCUAAAACAUACCGGCAGUCCCACCAGCCGAAUUGACAAGUGCAUCUUUGGCGAGACCACUGAACUCUCAGAUUUCACAUAUAGCAACUUCUCGAUUGUGGUGGACUAGUUUGUUUUUCAGAUUUAAGUAAAUUUUUACUAAAUUUACAAAUUGUAUUGUUUGUGCACUGCCUCAUUUAUGGUUACUUUGUUGUUGGAUUAAUGAAAAAUUGUUUUGCAGAUAGAAGUUGGAUAAUAAGAUAUAACAUUUAAACACAACACACACAUUUUUAUUUUAAGUCUAAGCAUGCAAAGCAAAUAAGCAAAUUUAA